AUGAUUGAUGCGUCUCACCAGCCGCUGUCGCCGAUUCGAGGUCGGCGUCCGUCGACUGAGGCAAGCGACCAGCCCACUGCUGACUCUGUGUCUUCCCCGCCAUCGCUUCCCAGUGCCGUUGACGCUGCUGGCGGUGCCUCGGGUGGCCCCAGGUCAAGGUACAGUUUCGCGCGUUCCUCGAUUUCCCGCGCGUCCAUUUCCUCUGCUUCGUCUGCGUCUUCUGGCCUGUCGUUGCCCGCCUCCUCCCAGCGCGCCUCGCGUCGCUCGUUCCGCAGAGACCGGGGAAUCGAGAGCUCUGGUGUAUCUUCCGCCAUGCGCGCAUACACGCCUCAAGUGCACACUUUCCACGAAGAUCUUCAGGAACCGCCUGGAUCGGCCUCGGGCGAAGUUUCUCCUGGCACGCCUUCCCCCGGAGCAGGGACUCGGCGUUCGCGCAUGGCGACUCCCGCCGCCUGUUCUGCCUUCUCGUCUUCUGUUCUGUCGUCUUCGUCGGAGGACUCCAUCUCCUCCUUGGCGUCUUCUCCGAAUCCUUCGUCUCUCACGUCCCCGACGCCGCUCGAGGACAAUGGCCCGGAGGACGAAGGCCUCGACGGUGAAGACGCGUUCCGCGACUACGCAGGGCGUGAAGACUGUUCGUCCGUGCCUCUCACUCCGUCUCUCGGAGUUGACCGUUUCCUGUCUUCUGGGACUUGCGCCUUUCUGCGGUCCCGGUCCUCGUCGUCUCUCACCCGUGGCGAGCCUGAAGGGACACCGCGGAUGCCUUACCUCGAUCUAUGUACCUCUGUGCAGCCCGCCCUGGAUUCCGCGCCUGCAUCGAGAGGCUACCGUCGCCAACACCGGAGCGUUUCGCCCGCCUCCUCCUUAUCAACGGAACGCCCCACUUCGGCCGCAAUCCGCCACGCGCACCGAACCGCCGGCACACCCUUCGCCGCGCCCCGGCGGGCUGGUCCGUCGGUGCAUUUUCCAUCUGGGCUUUCUUCCUUCAACCACCGAGGCGGCGCGGCGGGUGUCUUCGCCUUUUCCGCAGCUACUGAGGGCGAAGGAAGCGAGGCGGUGUCUUCUUCUGGAGACGAGAGCGUCGUGAGAGGAAGAGGCCAGGUGUCCUUUUGCUCUUCCCCCCAUAGUUACGAAGACGACGUGACCCGAGCGUCCUGCAGAGUCGCCGACCUUUCGGGCCGCAUGCAGCGGCCUCGACACAACGCAGCGUUCCUCGUCGAUCCAGUGGUCUCCGCGUCCGUUUGCUCGCACCUGUACCCCCGCCGGACCCGAGAAGGUGGCCCAGAGAUCCGACACGCGAACGGAUCUGCCUCGAAAGCCGGCAACCAGCUGUACAUCGAGGGCGCCCGAGAAUUGACCCCGCCACGCUCUCUGUCUCCGCCAGCGGCGGCAGACGCUUCUCGACGGGCCGAGGGGCCUGGCAGUCGCUCUCACGUCUCGCCUGGGUUCGUGGACCUGCCUUCGCCCUCGUCGCUUCUUCUGCAUCUCGACGAGGCGACGACCGGGACUGCGGUGGGGGAAGAACGCCGCGGGGGGUGGAGGAAGUUUCUCGCGUCUCUCGCGGCGAUGCGAGCUCGAAAGUGGAGCAGCUCGGACGGCAAGGGAAUGGCGCCUGGAGCCGUCACGACCACACUGGGGGAGGACGAAGACGACCCGGAUCCGGUCACGCCUUCGACGGCCUCUCCGCCGCCGCCCUCCCUCAAGGGGCGCGUUCGCGAGAUGGCAGCGGCCACGCGCCGUGCGUCCAGUGCGUGCAUCCGCCCUGGGCGCCUCUCGGGACGCUGCUACUUUUACAUGCACCUCUUGUCGCUCCUGCUGCUUCUCUGCCUGGUUCUCCUCGCCGGCACCCUUCAUCACGACCAAAAAAUCCAUCGCCUGCGGCCCAAGCAGGUUGCAGAGCUUCAGCUCCACACGUCGCAGCGCCUCUGGGCGGCGUGCGCCCGCGCGUCGAGCGCCUCCGCCUCUCCCCUCGGGCCCGCCGCCUUCCUCGAGUCGUCCGCCGUCGUCGCUUCUGACGUCUCCCUCGAGUCUGGAGGCGCUCGUGCGCUCGAAGCCGCACAAGCCUGGCACGAACGAAUCUCAGCCCCGUCGUUUCUGCGCAUUUGCCGCCACGUAGGCCGCGGAUGGCUUCCUUCAGGUCGUGCGCGGGGAGAGGAGAGCUCGGACGGAGCGGCAGCAGCGGUGACGUCAAACGAGGGAGAUCCUGGGAAAGACCUCGGCUUAUCGGCAGAAAGUGUCACGGCCGGCAAGAUUUUGUCGUGUUUUCUGAGGCCCUGUGAAGGUACCGGCAGUUCGCCCUCGCCGUCGUGCAUGCACUGGCCCUCUGCGUCUUCGCUUGAAGCUGGCGCUAGGUUUCCGACGUGUCGAGCGUCACCCGCGUGGCGAGGCUUGGAUGACCUGGCCCAGCUCUGUCUUCCCCUCGUGGAACUUCAGGCGGAUGUGCCUGCGAAGACGGCGUCUGCUGCACUGGGCCCAGCCUCUGGAGACGCGCGCGCCGAUGCACAGGCGGGAUGCGAUACUUGGCGGUCCACGAUGCUCCAGCAAUCUGGUUUGUCGGAGACCUGCGCGGCUGCUUCGUCUGCUGGUGUGUGUCAGGCGAACAGCGCUUCGCGAGCAACGACUGCUGCCCUGUCAAACGAGAACGCUGCGCCCGCCACCCCUGGAUCUUCUGCCGAUCCGGCCUCGCCGUCAGGCUCUGGCCUCGCCUUGCCCGCGUUUUCUUUUCCUCGCAGCGUUUCGUUUUUCUUCUUCCACCGAGAGGGCUUGCCGGCUUCCUUCCUCGAUCCGGAGCGUCACGUCCUCGCGUGCACCGAGGUCGACUCGCCGUUUCUCCAUCUUUUCUCGUCUCUGCGGACCUCCGACGCGUACCGCAUGUUCUCCGCCUCGUUCGUCUCUCUGCUGUCCUCUGUCUCGACCGUUUUUUCGCCCCACGAGGGAGACGACCGCACCCACGAAGGGGCUCCUCCCGCGGGAGACAAGAGUAAACAGACAGGAGAGUUGGUGGCGAGGAAGUCCCACGACGAGACUUCCGCUGGUCCUUUCACUUUGGAGACCCGUGCGCGAGCAUGCAAACAAAUAUUCAGGGGAGCGGCCUGCAGCGCGUCGCUCGCGGAUUUCGAACUGGGCGUCGUGUCUCUUCUUGCAGCGUCGUGCCAGCAAAGCUGCAGGGAUCGGGCGAGCCGGCUCGGCUGCCUCGACGAGGACUUGGCGGCAGACGCCAAGCGGCAGCGCGCGGGGGCCUAUGCCAGCACACUGCGUGCGGCCUUCGGGAACCUUCUGCCUCAGUUCUUCCUCCUUAGCUACGAGAGUGCGCUUGCAGCUCAGGAGGCAACCGAGACUGCCUCGGCCUCGCAAGGCGCCGCAGCUGCUGGCCAAGGCCCUCCGUCGCAGGGAACAGAGAGCCCUCCACCGCAUCUCUCGCCUGUGCUGCCGGUCGAUCGCCACGCGGUUGCCUCGGACGCCUACGCGCCGUUGCCCUCGUUUCUUCCGCAGUCGUCUCUCCUUUUCGACUUUGCUGUCUUCGCCACUCCCUGUUACCCGUUCUCGCGGUUCCUCCACCGCCGCCUCGUCAGCUGGGGCGGUCUCCAGUUCCACAUUCUUCUGUUUGGCGGGUGGAUUCACUCGCUCUUCGCUCCGGAGCCGCUCACGCUUCUGCAUGUCCCGCGUGCCUUCUUUCUCGUGCUGGUCUCCGCCUACAGAGGCCUUGUCCUGUACGAGGGCCUGAACUGGAUCGAGAAGGCAGUCUGGGCUCGAAACACGCAUUGCGGGCGCCCUGAGGAGCGAAACCCGAGCGAGGCCUCGACGCCCACAACAGACAAAGAGACGAGCGGUGACGGCGCGCAGCAGGAGCCUUCGCCUGACAACCGAGGAACGGCAACGCGCUCUCAGGCAACUGAGGAGGACGGCGAACGGACAAGACCCGACACGUCGUCGACAGAAGACGGAGCGAGCAGUGGAGACAAGACGAACAGCGAGGGCGGCUGGUGGGCUAGGAAAGACUUGAGUGAUCACGUGGUGCUGUACGUGAUGGCAAUCGUGUUUAUGAGCAUUGAAGUCUCCGCGGCGCGGUCCUCGCAUGCGCCUCCGAGCUUUUCGGAAGUCCCUACGCCGACGACUGGUGCGGACGCCUCUCGACGCAGAGCCAGGUGGUUCACGUGCCUACCCCCGUGCCUCCUCCCCCGCAAGAUCUCCUCCUUCCUCUACAUUCUCGUCUUUGCGUACUACGGCAUCCUCUUUCUCUGCUGCCUGCACAUGGCGUACUACACCGCGGUUUUUUUCCACACUCCCGAGGAAAUCUGGGCGGGGCUCACCGUCGGGCUUUGCUUCCUUGUCCUCCCCAUCAUUCUCGUUUUAGAGGUGCUCGAGAAGCCGUCGCUCCAACGCAUCGGCAUCGGAAGCGGCGAGAAGAAAGCCGCGGAACGGGCGGCGGCUGCGGCGGCGGCUGCGAGUGCAUCGGCGGCUGGGGCGCAGAACCAAGCGGGGGGGGACGAGCCUGCUGGUGGCGCGUCUCCUCGUGUGGGGAAGACAAGGCGAGGUUCUCGGACGGUCGCGACGGACGAACACGCAGGAAGCGCAACAGAGGCUGGAGCAGCAGUUUCAGGGGGCGUGGAGGGGUCUUCGCGGGAAUCCAACAAGGCCAGCGCAGUCAGGCUCGCGGAGCGAGGAGUAGCCCAUGCAGAGAACCGAGACGGAGAAUGCCAGAGUGCGGAGGAAACGGCGCGCAGAGGCGUCAGAGACGGAGGCUGCGCACGCGGCACCCACGCCUUGUAA
Neospora caninum is the source of this 4767-nucleotide messenger RNA. RefSeq lists its product as hypothetical. Bases 1 to 4767 code for a protein of 1588 amino acids. Gene Ontology annotation, cellular component: endoplasmic reticulum membrane. The transcript has a single exon. The record is from RefSeq and is a predicted model, not a curated record. Lineage: Eukaryota; Apicomplexa; Conoidasida; Eucoccidiorida; Sarcocystidae. Gene Ontology annotation, biological process: lipid storage.